CCAGGCCACGCUCCAAUGUAACGGAGGGGAGGGCUGCUUGUCGGUGAUUUUUUUCUUUUAGGGGUCGGGGAAUUGGGAGGGAUUGUCUGAGCCCUUUGUGGGAUGGAAGUCCGGCGACCAGUCAGCGGCGCAUCCUCCCCUCCAUCCCAUCACACCCCGGCACUCUCCCACUCGCUCUCCCUCCCUUCCUGGGCCCAUCUGGGAUGCCUGGGAUGGCCUGGGACGACCGCGAGCUUGCUCCAGGGCCACCCGCUCGCGAAUCGCGUCGCCUCCCGCCCCUCACUCAUGCAACGUGCGAUCUUGGGCGCUGCUGCAGCCAUGGUGGCCGCAUGGUUGGCGUGGCUUCUGGCUGCCGCCUGCGACAUGACGAAGGCAUGUCUUGCAAAUUCAAUUGCGAUUCGACUGGCAGCUCACAACUUGCAGCCACGCAGCCACGCCAAGUCUCACUGCCUUUUCACCGCUCAUGCGCUCGGCAACACUGAUUGCGUGUUUCACCACCUCAGACCCCAUGUGUUGCUUUUGUUUCCUCCCCUCUGUGUGCUGUGUGGGAUUCCGGAGGCACUUGCCUCACCCUCACGGCCUGAGACAGCGUUGGUCUGCGACCAGCUUGACACUACGCACGUCGAUCCUACGGAAUGCCUUCCUGUCUCGGAUUCGUACUCACCAGCCAUAUCGGCUCGGACUCGUAGACCGCCCUUCCGCUCUAUUCCGCACCGAAAGCGGGAAACCCGAAUUCCCCAUCUCUGAAGUGUACGAAUAUUAUGGAGAAGGACCUUUUCGGUCGGAGCCGAUCCCCUCGUCGGAUCUCGUUUUGCCGCCGCUGACUGAUGAGAUCCGCUAUUCGUUCUCUCCCUCUCCGGAUUUGUCCAGCCUGCAAACCU
Molecule: messenger RNA, 881 nt
Organism: Ilyonectria robusta
Lineage: Eukaryota; Fungi; Ascomycota; Sordariomycetes; Hypocreales; Nectriaceae
Exons: 2
Coding region: 103-747 (214 amino acids)
Source: RefSeq, a predicted model, not a curated record